CCAAACAAAAAAACAAGCCAAGAAAAGGCCACCUCAGUGAGAGAGGGAAGGGAGGGAGGGAGGGAGGAGGGAGAGAUCUCCUGCUGCCUCGCGAUUUCCGGCGGCAAAAAGGUUCGAUUUUGAUCCCCGUCUCCGGAUUCGCCCAGCCCCGAUUUGCCCUUGCGGCGCGGCCUCGCUGGUUUCUGCAAGUGAUAGAGAAAGAUCCCGAUUUUAACAGUGGCAGUUCGUGGCCCGCCCGCUUCUGCUUCUGGUUUUGGGCGAUUCGGCGGUUGCUGGACUGGAGGGAGUCGCGGGUGCAGUGUUCUGGUUCGGAUCUGAGCGGGUGUUGGGUGUUUUCAACUCUAAUUCGGGCGAGCAAUGAGGGUUCUUGAUGCGUGACCUGAUGCGGGAGGCGUAUUGGGAGAAGAUCUCUUGAAGUUUUUUUUUUUUUGGUUUUGGUUUGUUUGGGGGGUUUCCUUGGAGUGGAGUCUCUUGCCCGGAUCGCCACACUCGUUCUAUGGGCUGUGUCAGUUCGAAGCAAUUCCAUGGCGAGGAGCAGCGUGGCGGCGAGGGGAAGCCCCGGCGGCGCCCAUCUAGCAACUCUCUGAGGCGUCUUGUUAGUUACAAUUCCAGCAAGAGGCAUGAGCACUUUGAGGAGGAGGAUGAAGAAGGUGUGGUUGUGUCAGCCACCUCCUCCAGUGCUGGACAUCGUGUAGGGAAUGAUGUGAGCACGGCUAGGCUCAUCCGGAAGCCCCCCGCGCCGGUGGUUGAGGCUGUGGCUGUGCCUGUGGCUGCAUUGCCAGAUGAGGCGGCUUCUGUGGCGGUUAGCGUGGUUGAUGUGGAGAGGCCAGUUGCCGCGCCUGCGAAUUGGAGGCGUGCUCCGAAUGGCGCGGCGGAGCAAGAGCCUAGGAGUGGUGGUACAAGGAGUGAGGCGAAACCGAGGAUUACAGAUGUUGUGCCCAAUGGAGUGCAGGGGGGGCAUGCGGCAGCUGGCUGGCCAAGGUGGCUCACAGAGGUCGCAGCAGAGGCAGUCCGUGGGUGGCAACCUCGGAAGGCAGAGUCUUUCGAGAAGUUGGACAAGAUAGGGCAAGGUACAUACAGUAGUGUUUACAAAGCACGUGAUCUUGAGAGUGGAAAAAUUGUGGCACUUAAGAAAGUUCGGUUUGCCAACAUGGACCCUGAGAGCGUGCGGUUCAUGGCAAGGGAAAUUCACAUCUUAAGAAGACUUGAUCACCCAAAUGUUAUUAAGCUUGAAGGUUUGGUGACGUCGCGCAUGUCUAGUAGCUUGUAUCUUGUAUUUGAAUACAUGGAGCAUGAUCUAGCGGGACUUGCAGCUACACCUGGCAUAAAGUUCACAGAGCCUCAGGUCAAGUGUUACAUGCAACAACUACUCUCUGGACUUGAACACUGUCAUAAUCGUGGUGUUUUGCAUCGGGAUAUAAAGGGCGCAAAUCUCCUCAUUGACAACAAUGGUGUUCUCAAAAUAGCAGACUUUGGUCUAGCCACAUUCUUUAAUCCUAACCAAAAGCAACAUUUGACAAGUCGUGUGGUAACAUUAUGGUACCGACCUCCUGAACUAUUGCUGGGUGCUACUAACUAUGGUGCUGCUGUUGAUCUCUGGAGUGCUGGUUGCAUUCUUGCGGAAUUGCUGUCUGGGAAGCCUAUCAUGCCAGGGCGAACAGAGGUGGAACAAUUGCACAAAAUAUUUAAGCUUUGUGGUUCACCAUCAGAGGAUUUCUGGGCUAAUUUGAAGUUGUCACGUGCUACAAUAUUCAAGCCACAACAUCCUUAUCGUCGAUGUGUGAAUGAUGUAUACAAGGAUUUCCCUCCUCCGGCUUUAGCGCUAUUGGAUUGUUUACUUGCUGUAGAACCUCAGAAUAGGGGUACUGCUGCUUCGGCCCUUGGAAGCGAAUUCUUCACGACAAAGCCUUAUGCUUGUGAUCCAUCAAGUCUACCUAAAUAUCCUCCAAGCAAGGAAUAUGAUGCUAAGCUUCGAGACGAGGAGGCUAGAAGGCAAAGAGCAGCUGCAGUUAAAGGACAUGAAUCUGAAGCUGGGCGUAGAAAGCAACUUCCAGCACCAAAUGGCAACAACGAAUUGCAGCAACGACGGGUUCAGCUUAAUCCAAAAAGCAGCAGUAAUAAGUUUAUUCCAAAGGAGGAUGCUGUCACUGGCUUCCCAAUUGAUCCUCCAGGAAGAGCUGGAGACAAUGUUUACCCUCAGCGUGCGCCUCUGAUGCAUGCUGGUCGUUCAUCCUCUACUCUGGGCCGAUCAAGUGGCACUGAUCAGAAUGCUCAGAGGUUUUACACAUCUCAAAUUGCUGCUGCUGAGAUGUCUACUGCAACUGGUGGGCAGCGAGGCAAUGCCACUAAGCUGUCCUCCAACCUUGGGGAGAGUGCCAGGAGACAAUAUUUGAGAGAGCAUCGAUCUAGUUCAAGAUAUAGUCAACUUGCUGCUGCUGAACCCUCUGACAGACCUGAAUGGACACACCAAUUCCAAGAAAGACCAUCAUCUUCCCACCGCAAAGAUGAUGGGGCAGCAAAUAAGGAACCUACUGUGGUGAAUGGCGCUAAGAAGAGCAGGAUCCACUACUCAGGACCAUUAAUGCCUCCUGGAGUAAACAUGGAAGAAAUCCUUCGAGAGCACGAGCGGCAGAUCCAACAAGCUGUACGGAGGGCGCGCCUCGACAUGGGAAAGGGCAAGAAUCACGUCGAGAGAGACCAGUCGGAAUCGCUUCUGUACACUACCCAGAAUGGCAGACCGCUCGCCUCCUUCUACCUAGCCCUCGCCGACCUCCCGGCCGCGCGGGCCGCCGUCGAGCAGGCGGCGGGGAAGGCGCGGGCGUUCCCCUGGAACCUGCUUAUAUGGGGCUACGCCGGCCGUGGGCUGUGGGAGGACGUGAUCUUGUCGUACGAGAAGAUGGUGGGGUGGGGCGUCGCCGCCGACAGGUUCACGUACCCGUCGGUUCUGCGUGCCUGCGGCGAGCUCCGGGAGGUCACCAUUGGCCGGAACAUUGAGCAGCGCAUUCGGAGGUGUAGAUAUGGUCUGGACAUGUAUGUCUGGAAUGCUUUGGUGGGGAUGUAUGCCAAGUGUGGGGAGCUGGAGGAUGCCCGGAGGGUGUUUGAUGGAAUGGCUGUGAGAGAUGUUGUCAGCUGGAAUACGAUGGUGUCCGCGUAUGCGUCGACGGGGAAGUCGAAUAAGGCAUUUGAGCUUUUACAGCAGGUUCCUGGUGCAAACGUUGUCACGUGGAAUGCGGUUGCAGCAGGGAAUUUGAAGGCGGGGAACUACGAUGAAGUGAUUAGGUUGGUGUCUCAGGUGAGAGGAUAUCAUGGGACAGGGGUGGAUUCUGUGACCAUCGUGAUUGGGCUCAAGGCGUGUGGUAGGACCGGGUAUUUGAGUGUUGGUAGGGAGUUGCACGGGGUGGCUGUUCGUCUAUGCUUUGAUAGCCUUGAGUGCGUGGUGAAUUCGUUGAUAACUAUGUACUCAAGAUGUGGGAUGAUGAGCUCUGCCUGCCUUCUGUUUAGAGCAUGCUCAGUUCGGAGCAUCACAACCUGGAACUCACUGCUUGCAGGAUUUGCAUUCAUGGAACAGAUCGAGGAAGCUUCUUUGAUUUUCAGAGAGAUGAUCGGUUUUGGUGUCUGUCCAAAUGGUGUUACUGUCUUAACUAUGCUUUCCCUUGGUGCACGGGUUGGACACCUCUGUCAUGGAAGGGAGCUGCACUGCUACAUCCUUAAGCAUGAGCUGGAUAGCUCUAAACUAAUGGAAAAUUCACUUGUCGACAUGUACUCCAAAUGUAGACAAAUGGUAGUUGCACAGAGAGUGUUUGAACUGAUGCAAUUUCGAGACAAGCAUGCCUACACAUCACUGGUUUUGGGUUAUGGAUUGCAAAGAGAGGGACAUGUAUCACUGAAGCUCUUUGAUGAGAUGAUUGUGAACAGUAUAGAGCCGGACCAUGUAACUUUCGUUGCAGUUCUAUCAGCAUGUAGCCACUCUGGGCUAGUAACUCAGGGGCAGCUACUAUUUGCCAAGAUGGUUUCUAUAUUUGGUAUUGCACCAAGAGUGGAGCAUUUUUCUUGCAUGGUUGAUUUGUACUGCCGUGAAGGUUUGCUCAAGAUGGCUGAGGUGAUAAUUGACAAGAUGCCAUUUCAACCAACUGCUGCAAUGUUAGCAACUCUUAUUGAGGCUUGCCGAAUCCAUGGUAAUACGGAAAUCGGGGAUCGGGCUGCAAAGAAGUUGCUGGCUAUGAGGACAAACAACCCUGGUCAUUACAGAUUGAUUGCAAACAUGUAUAUAGCAGCAAAAUGCUGGCCAGAACUAGCUAAAGUGAGAUCACUAAUGAGCACCCUGGAGCUAAAUAUGAUUCCUAGUCAUUCUUUGCUGGAGUCAGAAUAUGACGUGUGUCCAGUCGAGCAAGAUAAUUUCCUGAAUCAUGUCACAUAUGGUUUGUCAUCUGACCACCUGACUGAUACUGAUUCCUCUAGUAGCGAGGAAGUGAAGUGCAGUGAAGCUUUUGGUGGAUAGUAAUAGAGCAAGAAUGGAAUAGGUUAUUUUUGGACUGCUUUUUAUGUGAAGGCCAUGGAACUUUCCGAAAAGUUUCAAGAGGAGGAUGUGAAAGAAUUCAAAGAACAAGAUAACCGAGGACAUUAUGUUUAGGGUCUAGCCAAGCAGUAGAGGCAUUUGAAGAGAACUGAGGUGAAGGAUGUUGCGUGCGUCGCCCAAGCAGCAUCUCCAUCUAGCUGUGCUCCAACAACUAAGGCGUGGAGUUUGUCCAUUCUGCGCCACCUGGCAUCGUUGCUUCGCUCUUCAUCCACGGUUGGUCUGCUCCUUCUUCCCGCUCAAUGGCUGGACUGGACUCCUUUCCGGUUAAGAACGCCACGGCGAUGAACAUGCCAUCAGAGAGCUCAGUUACCUGAUGAUGCUAUGCUCCGGCCGCGCUGGAGAAGCUCCUCUCCGACGAGGAGUUCAUGGACGCGGUGACCACGGCGUCAGCUGCAGGCUAAUUACAUCCACUGCGAGCUCCAAUCAUGUACUUGUAUUAUUAUGUCAUCACUGACACAGUGUCGCUUAACUAAAUGUUCAACGGAUGAAUGCGACAGAAUUGGGGCAGAAUCGAUUGAUCUGAAAUGCAAAAUCUGACGCAUGCGCAUCGCAGGCACUGAAUUUAACUGGAGGCUCUUCUCUUCUUCAGCUACGAAGUAUUAUCAACUGUUGCCUCUCCAUAUCACAAUUACACAAUUUUUAUUA
Messenger RNA from Oryza sativa Japonica Group (Japanese rice), 5221 nucleotides. RefSeq lists its product as uncharacterized. Gene Ontology annotation, biological process: RNA modification; protein phosphorylation. The record is from RefSeq and is a predicted model, not a curated record. Gene Ontology annotation, molecular function: protein binding; ATP binding; protein kinase activity. Gene Ontology annotation, cellular component: intracellular membrane-bounded organelle. Lineage: Eukaryota; Viridiplantae; Streptophyta; Magnoliopsida; Poales; Poaceae.